Messenger RNA from Aspergillus alliaceus, 1413 nucleotides. RefSeq names its product putative Melibiase subfamily. NCBI's taxonomy places the organism in Eukaryota, Fungi, Ascomycota, Eurotiomycetes, Eurotiales, Aspergillaceae. The transcript is spliced from 7 exons. The record is from RefSeq and is a predicted model, not a curated record. Bases 1 to 1383 code for a protein of 460 amino acids.
AUGAAUGUCUACAUCGAUGAACAAGCAUCCGCGUUCAUACAGGAAGUGAUUCCUUUACCGGGCUCUUCUCGACCGUCGGUGUCCAAGUGCAUCACCAAUUCUCACGCCCCACUUGUGGAAGCACGACUAGCCGGCGAAGGCACCGCAAAGCAUAACUCAUCCAAAUCUCUGAUCGCAACGUACGUGGGGCCCCAACUGCAGUACCAAUCGCAUGAAAUCAAGCAGCAAGGCGACACGCAUACCCUUGACAUCGCAAUGCCGUUUGUUUGCACAAUCCGAAAAGACAGUGACUCGGGUAUCAUAAUGACACAGUUGAGCUCCUUGGUCCUGGGCGUUCUAUCAGGUCCGAAUAACUCGCGUUUCAGAGCGGCGCAAUGGGUUGAUCGCGAUUUACCUAGUCAGGGGAUUGAUGAUUACGGUGUUUAUGGGCGGCCGGAAGGCCAUGAGGCUAGUUUAGGCCACUACUCUGUUUCCAAUAGAGGAACGUUUUCGACGGAAGGGCAUCGUCCUAUGGGGAUUCUCAAGCGGACAGACAACGCCGAGACCUGGCUUUGCGGCGACCGGAAGGAUAGCGUCUACCUCGCUGCUGGGGGUCCAGUUGAGACCGAUCAUGACUGGCGGCAGAACCUUUUCCCAGGCCUGGAGAUUACUACCGUACCCGUGGCCCUGUGCCAUGUGCUAGACAACUACGAGAGGGCAUUUGCGGAUAUGACACAAUACCGGCGACAGAUGCGGCGGAAGCACCAGGAUAACAAUCGGUGGUGGGACGACAUUGGAUUGUGGGAGCCGCUACUUUCACAUCUGAUAGAAACUGGCCUUUCUCCAGGCCUUUGGAUCGAACCCGAGGUGAUCGGGGUGCGCAGCAUUGUUGCUAACCAGCUACCAAACGAAGCAUUCUUCCGGCGAAAUGGCCAGCGUAUCAUCGAAAAAGGUCGUUACCAGGCACCGAUAUCAAUUGUUCAAAUUCUUGGGUCGGGUCAACUGGACCACAAUCGGGCGUAUCUGCACUGGGUGGGCGAGCUAUAUGACCGAUUCACUAAUCUUGUCAUAGAAAAUUGCUCAAGCAGCGCUCAGCGAAUGGACCAUGCCAUGUUAGCCGUUCAUACCCUACAGUCAACGAGUGAUCAACAGGAUCCCGAUUCCUACGGGGCGAUUGCUGCCGCUCUACCAACAACCAUGACUCCCGAGCAGGGUGCCAUCUGGGCAUAUCCUCAACCGGAGUGGCACGAUGAAACAAAUGCGAUGACAGUCGUCAAUAGUCUUGGACGCAUACAUCUAAGUGGGCGGUUGGAUAUCCUGAAACCACACCAGUUUGGGCUUAUCAAACAGGGCAUGGAUAUCUAUCGCAUUCUAGCCCCUCGGACUUCCUCCUUAGCACGAUGACUAGACUGGGGAUGACGGCGCAGACAUCGG